Messenger RNA from Adineta ricciae, 1290 nucleotides. The record is from the annotation of a GenBank genome assembly. Lineage: Eukaryota; Metazoa; Rotifera; Eurotatoria; Adinetida; Adinetidae.
AUGAAUCGAAAUGGCACUAAGAUCAGUUUCUGGAACAGAAAUCUGUCUGAUCAAGAUGCAGACAUCAUCGGCAGUGAAUUGAUGGACAAUGUUCAUUGGAGACAGAUUGAUCUCAGCUGCAAUUCGUUGGGUAUACAGGCUGCAAAUGGUCUGGCAAAUGUGCUAGCAUCAAAACCCAUGAUAACACACCUUUUUCUCGACAGCAACCGCUUGGGUGACAAAGGCGCAGCACAACUAGCCUGGUCUCUAGGUCUCAAUAAAACUCUGAUAGAACUUCGGUUAGACAUCAAUGCAAUCACUGAUUUAGGAGCGCUAGAAUUGGCUGCAGCACUGUAUUCCCAUCCAAUCCUGGAAAAACUAAGCUUGAGUGGUAAUGCUAUCGGAGAUAAGGGCAUGAAAGCGUUCGUUAAAAUAUUAGCCAAUAACAGAACUCUACUCGAACUAAAUCUUCGUUCGAACAGAGUUACCGAUGAAUGUAUGAAAGAUAUUUUAAGACUACUCAAACGACAAGGCAAGUUAGAGUUCCUCGAUUUGCGCGAUAAUCAACUUUCGGAAGAAAAUAACUCUGUUAUUAUUCGAACAAUAGAUCAACUCGAUGUUAUGAGAGGCCAGUCUCUAUACGGCGUGGAGAAGCUAGCAUCCGAAGUCAAGGCUCAGAAUGAUAGAAUUUUUUGUCUGGAAGCCGAACUCUCAAAAGUGACUACCGAUCGCAUAUCUGUGGGAAAUCAAAUACCAAGUUUGGAGGAGCAAUUAGCGUUUUUCUCAUAUUUACACGACUUAGAAAUUGACGCCAUUCAAAAGGCAUCCUUUUCUAUUGAUAUUAGUGCUUUUUAUCGGACUGAAAUCGUACGAGCAGUCGCAGCCAUCAGAGAUGAUUUUAAUCGACUAUCAAAGAUGGAAAAGGCUGAACUCGCUGAGCAUUAUAGAACGGAUAUAGAGACAAAACACAAGACAACGAAUACAGCAGAGAAUUCUUUAACUUCUGGAAUGUCCCGUCAAUCUCUACUUGAACUGAUUAAUGUAAUUAGUCAAAUGUCGGUGUCAUACACUCAUUUACAAGGUGAACAUAUCGCAGCGCUUAAAGAACAUCAAGAGUUUGCCGCUAGGCUGAACAUGAUAAAGAAAAAGAAUGCAAUCUUGAUCAAUGAUCAAGAUAUGGAGAUUCGUGAACUUGAAGCGUCAAUUAUGUAUCUCACAGAUCAGUAUUGCCAAACAAAAUUGAAAAAUGCCUACUUACAAGUUGAAGUUAAUACGUAUCGAAACCUAAUUCAAAUGAAGUGUCCUCAUUGA